AUGUCUACCAUUUUCAGAUACUGCAUUUAUCAACGCCUCAUGCUCACGACCACGACCAUGACCUGGUCGUCUCGAAUAUCAUGGCUCAAUGUCACUCAAGUCUGUCGACAAUGGCGUUCGAUAGCUUUGGACUCUGCGUCAACGUGGUCAUUAAUCGACUUUUCGCAUCACUCUUUAACCCACGAGAUGAUAUUGAGGUCGAAAGCUGCACCACUGGAUAUCGAGGUUAUGCCGGACACGCUCAUGCCGUAUCACGGAAUGCUAGACGGUUUGAAAGAGGCUCUUUCGCACAUCGACCGCAUACGUAGGCUUGUUUUGCACACCAGUCCCUCGUUAUCCGACUCGGGGACUCUUUUCUCGAAUUUGACCAAACCCGCUCCGUUACUUCAAAAAUUGGAGGUAUAUGGUGGACCCUACAUCUCGCUUCCAAAUAACCUUUUUGGCGGUAAAGCUUCCCGCCUCAGAGAGCUCAAAGUUAGUGGUCUCCACUUCCCUUGGUCCGGUUCUCUUCUGAAGAACCUCACCACUCUCGCUCUCAACGAACCUCACAACGAACCUCUCGUUGAUACCUGCUUCCGAUGUCCGAGUACAAAACAACUCAUCGAGGUGUUGCAAGAAAUGCCUGGACUGGAGGUACUCGAGCUGACGAACUCACUACCGGUCCACACCUCAGAGAAAAUGUUACCGAGGUUGGUCGUGGAGCUGUCCCGCCUUAGACGUCUACGGCUCUCGGGAACACUCUUGAAUUGCACUGAAGUGCUGAGGAAUAUCACUUUCCCACCAUCCGCGGCACUUCAUAUCACCUGCAAAUCUUUUUUCGCAACUAUAAUUACAGACCUCGACGCUAUUCCCUUCUUUGACAGGCUGUGCCAGAUAUAUUCAGCUUCAAGCACCGGCGAAGAUUACUUCAAGUCCUUAUCCAUCGAUGCUAAGUUUCCCCCGUUUUCGCUCAGGGCAGGCGACCCUACUCGACGGCCUGAAAAACUUGGCGAAUUGCUUUCGACGCUACUUCACGUUGAUCUGAAUAUAUACGAUAUCGCACACCGCCCCACAUUCCGAGCUGCCGCGAGGACGUUCCCUCUUGGGCAGCUUGAAGAGCUUCGCUUGGCUUUUUCGUUGGGCGAUAUCUGUCUUGCGAGCGACUUUGUGGAGCUUUUUGGGUCUCUGGAGUCACUCAAGACCCUCGCUCUCGAUCAGCGUGGCAUUCGAAACUUCUUGGAUGCGCUCCGAAGUUGUGAUUGUGGUUCAGAUGGAGAGCCUCCUUCGGGGACGGCGUCUACCUCUAAAUGGAAACUGUGUCGAUUGGUUUUCCCUGCUCUUACCACCAUGAAGUUGACCGAGGUGGAUUUCGAGGAGGAUUUCGAUGGUGUGGGGGGUUUUGUGGACUUUUUGUCCUUCCGGAGGAGGCAUGGCAAACCAAUCGAAAAGCUGGUAUUAACGUCCUGUAUCCAGCUUUAUCAAGGUGGUGUUGACCGGCUCACGGAAGUUGUACAAGAUGUGGAAUGGGAUGGGUCCGUGGAGACUUACGAGGAUGAUGAGGGAGACGAAGAUAGCGACCUUGAUGAUGACGAUUUCUGGGGUCAUGAGCCGUUCUAUUAUGGCUCUGGAGAUUUGUAUGCUGACGAUGAGUCCGAUGGCGGUUGGCUAGACCCUCCGUUUGAUGAUUUGUGGUAG
Marasmius oreades (fairy-ring Marasmius) is the source of this 1674-nucleotide messenger RNA. RefSeq lists its product as uncharacterized. The record is from RefSeq and is a predicted model, not a curated record. Lineage: Eukaryota; Fungi; Basidiomycota; Agaricomycetes; Agaricales; Marasmiaceae. Bases 1 to 1674 code for a protein of 557 amino acids. The transcript has a single exon.